Molecule: messenger RNA, 1407 nt
Organism: Zingiber officinale
Lineage: Eukaryota; Viridiplantae; Streptophyta; Magnoliopsida; Zingiberales; Zingiberaceae
Product: probable protein phosphatase 2C 68
Exons: 4
Coding region: 9-1199 (396 amino acids)
Biological process (GO): protein dephosphorylation
Cellular component (GO): cytosol; nucleus
Molecular function (GO): protein serine/threonine phosphatase activity; cation binding
Source: RefSeq, a predicted model, not a curated record
GGGACAGUAUGGCCGAGAUCUGCAAGCAGGCGACGAAGGUCUCCUCGGCAUCAAUCGGUGAGACCAGGCUGCGGCGGUUUAGGAUCGUCACUGCGGUGGGGGAGGAUACGGGCAAGAAGAGGCAUAGAGUGGAUCCUGGCUGCGACUACGUUGAGAACCACGGAGAGGAUACAAGGAAUGGGUCGACACAGAGGACAAGAGCAGCAUUGAUGGAAUCGGAGCGUAUUUGCAGAGCUAGAGAUUUGGAGUCGAUGGUUGGGGAUGGGCGUCCAAGGUAUGGGGUGACAUCGGUCCGCGGUCGGAGGAGGGAAAUGGAGGACGCCGUUACUGUUCGCUUAGACUUCGUUCAUCGACACCAUUUCUUCGGCGUCUACGACGGCCAUGGAUGCUCGCAUUUGCUACCGGAUGGGGCAAAUUGGUGCCGGCCUUUUCAGGUGGCGGAAUCAUGCAGAGAUCGGAUGCAUGAGAUGGUGGUGGAGGAAAUAUCGGCAUCGAUGCCUGGGAAGGGUUUGGAUUGGCCCGCCAUCAUGGAGAUCAGCUUCGCGCGGAUGGAUGCGGAGGCUGUGGCCUGUUGCAACGGAGGGUCGGCGCCAGGCACAGUGGUGGCGUCCUGCCGGUGCGAGAUGCAGACGACCAAGUGCGAUCACGUCGGCUCCACCGCCGUGGUCGCGGUGGUGGAGCCGACAAGGAUCGUCGUAGCCAACUGCGGCGACUCUCGUGCUGUGCUCUGCCGAAACGGCGUGCCCGUCCCUCUCUCGUCCGAUCAUAAGCCGGACCGACCCGACGAGCUGAGGCGGAUCGAGGAGGCCGGUGGUCGAGUCAUCUACUGGGACGGCGCCAGAGUUCUGGGUGUCCUGGCCAUGUCGCGAGCGAUAGGCGAUAGUUAUCUGAAGCCGUACGUGAUAGCGGAGCCGGAGGUGACGGUGACGGAAAGGAAGGAGGAGGACGAGUGUCUGAUACUGGGAAGCGACGGACUCUGGGACGUGGUGAGCAACGAAAUGGCGUGCGAGAUCGCGAGGACGUGCCUGCGGAACAGCGGCCCGAGGGCGAGGACCGCGGUGGCGAUGAGGGAAGAGGAAGAAACGGGGUCGGACAGGGCAUGCUCGGACGCAGCGCUUCUGUUGACGAAGCUAGCGUUGGCGCGGCGCAGCACGGACAACAUCAGCGUCGUCGUCGUCGAUCUCAGAACAAGACGCUGAACGAAGCGCCGCGUGUCAGUGGCUGGGACGUCGGACUGUCAAACGGGUCUCUUUAGUUUUUAGUAGGGGACUUUUUUUUUUUUUGAAGGCAUGUUCAUGUUUUUUGGCCGUAGGAUUAGGAAAUCAUCCAAUCCCGAUUCAAAAGAAAAGCAAUCGAGAUCGUUGGUUUUAAAUCGAUGGCUUGAUUUGAAUGAUCGUUGGUUUUAAA